UGGUACCGCCCAAUGACAGUUAACGGCUGGCGGCGGAAAGUUCCGGAAGCUUUGGCGCAGUGUAUUGUGGGAGCGGUGACAGCCGGCUUCAUUGAGGAGAACUGACAGGAAUCCGCCAAGAUGAUGCCCACACCGGUCAUCCUGCUGAAGGAGGGAACGGACUCCUCGCAGGGGGUGCCGCAGCUCAUGAGCAACAUCAGCGCCUGCCAGGUGAUCGCUGAAGCCGUGCGCACCACCCUCGGCCCUCGCGGGAUGGACAAGCUCAUUGUUGAUGAUAGAGGUAAAGCCACGAUCUCCAACGAUGGCGCCACCAUAUUGAAGCUCCUCGACGUGGUGCAUCCCGCGGCCAAGACUCUGGUGGACAUCGCCAAAUCCCAGGAUGCCGAGGUUGGGGACGGCACCACCUCGGUGACUCUGCUGGCGGCCGAGUUCAUGAAGCAGAUCAGGUCUUACGUGGAAGAGGGGCUUCAUCCUCAGAUCAUCAUCCGCGCUUUCCGCACCGCGACCCAGCUGGCAGUCAGUAAAAUCAAAGAAAUUGCAGUCACGGUGAAGAAGGAGGACAAAGAAGAGCAGCGGCGGCUCCUAGAGAAGUGCGCGGCGACAGCCCUGAGCUCCAAACUCAUCGCCAUGCAGAAAGACUUCUUUGCCAAAAUGGUGGUGGAUGCGGUCGUCAUGCUGGAUGAUCUGCUGCAGCUCAAGAUGAUCGGGAUCAAGAAGGUCCAGGGUGGGGCGUUGGAGGAUUCCCACCUGGUGGCCGGAGUUGCCUUUAAGAAGACCUUCUCCUAUGCUGGGUUUGAAAUGCAGCCCAAGAAGUACGAGUCUCCAAAGAUCGCUCUUUUGAACGUAGAGUUGGAAUUAAAAGCAGAGAAGGAUAACGCGGAGGUCCGUGUUAACAACGUGGAGGACUACCAAGCGAUUGUGGAUGCCGAGUGGAACAUCUUGUAUGACAAACUGGACAGGAUUCACAAGUCGGGAGCUAAAGUUGUUCUCUCGAAGCUGCCUAUUGGAGAUGUGGCUACCCAGUACUUUGCCGACAGGGAUAUGUUCUGCGCUGGCAGAGUACCGGAAGAGGACCUCAAGAGGACCAUGAUGGCCUGCGGCGGGUCUAUCCAGACCAGUGUGAACGCCCUGACAGACGACGUGCUGGGUCAGUGCGCACUCUUUGAGGAGGCUCAGGUGGGAGGUGAAAGGUAUAACUUCUUCACCGGAUGCCCAAAAGCAAAGACCUGCACGAUCCUACUGAGAGGAGGCGCGGAGCAGUUCAUGGAGGAGACGGAGCGAUCGCUGCACGACGCCAUCAUGAUUGUACGGCGGGCCAUCAAGAAUGACUCUGUCGUUGCUGGAGGAGGCGCCAUAGAGAUGGAGCUGUCCAAAUACCUGCGCGACUACUCCAGGACCAUUCCUGGCAAGCAGCAGCUCCUCAUUGGCUCCUAUGCCAAGGCCUUGGAAAUCAUCCCCCGGCAGCUGUGUGACAACGCCGGCUUCGAUGCCACCAACAUCCUCAACAAACUGAGAGCAAAGCAUGCCCAGGGCGGGAUGUGGUACGGGGUGGACGUCAACAACGAGGACAUCGCUGAUAAUUUCGAGGCGUGCGUCUGGGAGCCGGCCAUCGUCAGGAUCAAUGCGCUAACCGCGGCUUCGGAAGCAGCCUGCCUCAUCCUUUCCGUGGACGAAACCAUCAAGAAUCCGCGCUCCACCGUGGAGGGCGCUCCGGGGGGCCGUGGCAGGGGCCGGCCGCACCAUCAUUAAACCACGCUUGCAGCUCGUUGUCCGACCCGGUCACAUUUCUUCACGUCCGUACCGGUUUAAAAGGAGGACUGUGGGUGCGGUGCCAUCACCAAAGGGUUAAUGGUAACACAAAGGGGUUAUUAGUGGCUGUGAUUAUAGCAGCCGCAUCAGCCAGGGCAAAAGUUUAGCGUUGUACAAUUAGAUCGCCAGUGUGUAUAACCCUAACCGGGACUGUGCGAUGAAACACAUGAUGGUUAGCGGGUAUAACCGCCAUUUCCCUUUUCAUUCAUAGCCGCAGCGCCCAAAACAAACGAAAGCUCUUGUCGGGUCCCUGUUACCCCCUGUAACCCGCAGAUCGUCUUACUGACAUCAAACAGUAGGGUCAGUCUGGCGGAGCGCAGCGCCCGCAGUCCCUCCAUCCCAUGCUUGGUGCGUCUGUUAGAUGCCGCGAGUCCCGGUUCGAGGCAAGCGGCCGGGCUCCUUCCUGCAGGCGUUUCGCCGUUUUUGUUACUGUAUUUAUUUCUUCUGAACAAAUCUGAAUUAAAUGCACUUCCCUCA
This is a messenger RNA of Spea bombifrons (plains spadefoot toad), 2286 nucleotides long. RefSeq names its product chaperonin containing TCP1 subunit 7 (gene CCT7). Lineage: Eukaryota; Metazoa; Chordata; Amphibia; Anura; Pelobatidae. Gene Ontology annotation, molecular function: ATP hydrolysis activity; ATP binding; ATP-dependent protein folding chaperone. Gene Ontology annotation, biological process: protein folding. Bases 121 to 1749 code for a protein of 542 amino acids. Gene Ontology annotation, cellular component: chaperonin-containing T-complex. The record is from RefSeq and is a predicted model, not a curated record. The transcript has 12 exons.